Molecule: messenger RNA, 528 nt
Organism: Scheffersomyces coipomensis
Lineage: Eukaryota; Fungi; Ascomycota; Pichiomycetes; Serinales; Debaryomycetaceae
Gene: HIT1
Product: Hit1p
Exons: 1
Coding region: 1-528 (175 amino acids)
Biological process (GO): box C/D snoRNP assembly; snoRNA localization; maturation of LSU-rRNA from tricistronic rRNA transcript (SSU-rRNA, 5.8S rRNA, LSU-rRNA)
Cellular component (GO): nucleus; pre-snoRNP complex
Source: RefSeq, a predicted model, not a curated record
AUGGUGAGGAAUCAACAGAAGGAAAGUAAUAAUAAGUCCAAUACGUUGUUAUGUGGGAUUUGUAAUGUUAACCCCUCGAAAUAUAAAUGUCCUAAAUGUAUGAUACCGUACUGUUCUUUGUUGUGCUUUAAAGAUGAAACUCAUGUUGUAAAUCAUAAGGAGUCGUUAUCAAUUGAUUCUACUGCAAGCCACGAUAACAACGGAAUCAUACCACAGAUUGGGAUUGAUGAUAAAACUACUGAUUCUCAAGUACCAAGUAAUAUAAAAUUUGAUCAAAUCAUAAACGAUCCUAUAAUUCGAUCGAUGCUACAAGAAAAAUCAUUACAAUUUCAUUUAUUAACAUUAAUUAAAGUCAUGAAAUCACCUCAAGAAUUGAAAUUAAAUAAUGAAAUUGUCAAUAAUCGAGAUAAUCGAUUAUCAAUCAUGAAUUCAAAGUUAAACGAUUUAAGAAUAGGUGGAUUAGAAGAGAAUCUUAUGAUUGAAGAAUUUAUUCACCGAGUUUUAACUAUUUACAACCAGGAAUCAUAA